UUUUUGGAUCAACAGUCAGAAAACCUAAACAGGCAGUCUUAAGGACUGAGUUUCUUCUUGACGUCUUUAAGACAACCACUACUGCAAUUUUUAUCUUCCCCAUUUAAAGGUGCUGUGUGAAUAAGCAGAAAACUGUAGCACAGUGGCUGGAUAUUUCAAGACCCAGUGGAUUUUUACAUCAAAGAAAAGUAGCAACAGGCCUUUGCAGUCAGUUAUUCACAUCCUGGAGCACAAUGAAAGAGUUUUAAUGCAAAGAGUUCAGAUAAAAAGUGCUGCAGCAACUCAUUGGUGCAAGGAGGAAGAGAAAGUCUCGCCACUGCACCUUGGAACACUCCUAUUAUUUGAAGUCAGACGAGCAGAUGGACAGAUGUAUUUGAAAACUAAGAAUAAAGUGCUGAAGAAGAUCAUUUAGGCUGACAUGGUUUUUAUUUUGUUUUACUGGAAAGAGAGCACCACUGAAGGCUUCUGAGCAAUCCCGCAACAUCUGCAAAUUCGUCAAGGUGAAAGAUAAUCUGGGACACAUAGCAGCCAGCCGUGAAUGUUAGAUGCUUGUGGAGGAUUGUGCUCACAGGGAGAUGAUUCCUCAUGAAGUCUCUGGAUCCCCUUCAGAAAUCAAAUGUGACUUUCCACUUAAUAGACUGAAAUCAGAGCCAACCAGGCAGUGAAGCCACAGAAGUGAAGGGCAGGGGCCAGUGAAAAAUGAAAUCCAACCAGGAAAGAAGCAAUGAAAGCCUUCCACCCAAGAAACGAGAGAUCCCUGCCACCAGCCUGCCUUCUGAGGUUAAGCCAUUGGUUCUGGCAAGUGAAAACCACCGUGCAGAUAAUGUAACAUGGCUCUCAAGUACAACCAGCAGCCAAAGCAGCACAAGUGGAUGGAACAGGCCUGGUGGAAUCUCUGUGGAGGCUGGUUCACAACAGGGAAUAGGUUUACACAAAUCAUUAUCGACAGGAAUAGAUUAUUCCCCACCUAGUGCUCCUAGGUCUGUUCCAGCCACUGCAACACUUCCCACAGUGUACCCAUCUGCACUCUCACAGGCAGGAACACCCGUUUCCCCUGUGCAGUACACACAUCUGCAGCACACUUUGCAGUUUGUUGGGCCCCAGUACAGUGGACCAUAUGCCGGAUUCCUCCCUUCCCCACUGAUCUCCCCAACAGCUAGUUCUGCAACCAGCACAGCAGCCUCUGCCACUGCUGUUGCAACCACUCCAUCCCAGCGUUCCCAGCUGGAGGCAUAUUCCACUUUGUUGGCCAGCAUGAGCAACGUAAGCCAGCAGGGACACAAAGUUGAGCCACAUCUAGUCAGGACACCUGGACUGAUCACUGCAGGGUCUCCUCCACCUACCCAACAAAACCAAUAUGUUCAUAUUUCCAGCUCUCAGAGUGUUGUCAGAAAUGUUUCUCCUCCAGCUAUCCCAGUUCAUUUACAUCCCCACCAGACCAUGAUUCCUCAUGCAUUUACCCUCGGUCCCUCCUCCCAGGUGGUGGUGCAGUAUGCAGAUUCUGGUGGCCAUUUUGUCACUAGGGAGUCCACCAAGAAGUCUGAAAGCAACAGGCUGCAUGCUAUGCAAGCAAAAGAAAUCAUGAAUGGGGAAAUAGAGAAGAGUAGGAGAUAUGGCAUCUCACCAUCCUCAGAAGUAAAUCUUGUCAAAUCAGGCAAUAAACCAUCUCCUCAUCAUUGUGAGGCCAGGCAUGUGGUGGUGCACUCGGGUCCUGCUGAUUAUAUUGCACGGGAUUCCACCAGUGUCCGGUCCUCCAUAAUGGUAGUCCCCAACAGCAACACACCUACUGGAGACAUGGAGGUCCAACAAGCUGCCAACAGAGAAACACCUCCUUCAACUCUCAAUGAAAAGGGAAGCUUACAUUUGGGAAAAACAGUCCACCGAUCCUAUGCUUUAUCUCCACAGCAGACUGUGGGUCAUGAAGGGGUGAAAGCAGUCGCCACUUUGUCCCCUCACACAGUCAUCCAGACCACCCAUAGCACCUCAGAGCAGCUCCCUGUUGGGUUGCCUGCUGCAGCUUUCUACACUGGGACUCAACCACCAGUCAUUGGCUAUCUGAGCAGUCAGCAGCAAGCCUUUGGGUAUCCUGGAAGCUUCCCACAGCACUUGGUGAUCCCUGGUACUCAGCCCCUCUUAAUACCAGUAGGCAAUGCAGAUAUUGACUCCUCAGGGGUACCACCUGCUAUAGCAACAUCAUCUCCGCAGUUGGCAGCAGUGCCUCACACAUUUGUCACUACCACCAUUCCAAAAAGUGAGAAUUUCAACGCUGAAUCACUAGCAAGUCAGACGGCUUACCAGGCAGCAGUAGUGCAGGCCCAGAUACACCUCCCCCUGGUCCAGCCAGUACCUUCUUCAGCAGCAGCUCCUCCUACACUGCCUCCUUACUUCAUGAAAGGGUCUAUCAUUCAGUUGGCCAAUGGAGAACUGAAGAAAGUAGAAGAUCUAAAAACUGAAGACUUUAUACAGAGUGCAGAAAUUAGCAGUGACCUGAAAAUUGACUCCAGCACAGUGGAAAGGAUUGAUGACAGCCAUAACCCUGGCAUUGCCAUGAUACAGUUUGCAGUCGGAGAGCAUCGAGCACAGGUCAGUGUUGAAGUUUUGGUAGAAUAUCCCUUUUUUGUAUUUGGACAAGGCUGGUCAUCCUGCUGCCCGGAGAGAACAAGCCAGCUGUUUGACUUGCCGUGUUCCAAACUCUCAGUUGGGGAUGUCUGCAUAUCACUUACGCUCAAAAACCUGAAGAAUGGCUCCAUUAAAAAGGGCCAGUCCAUGGAUUCAGCUAGCAUCUUGCUGAAGCACUCAAAGAAUGACAGUCUCACUGGGAGUAGACGUAGGUAUGCUGAACAGGAAAAUGGGAUUGAUCAGGGAAGCACCAAGAUGUCAUCUGAGAACGGUGAACUGAAGUUUCCAGACAAAAUAGGAUUGCCUCCUGCAGCCUCUCUGCUCACCAAAUCAGAACCCAGCAGCAAGCCCACAGCAACUCGGAAGAGGAGGUGGUCAGCUCCUGAAACGCGGAAACUAGAGAAGUCAGAAGAGGAGCCACCGUUGACUCUUCCCAAACCUUCUUUUAUUCCUCAGGAGGUUAAGAUUUGCAUUGAAGGGCGCUCUAACGUAGGCAAGUGAAGUCUGUUUAGGGGAAGGAAAAUUAGGCUAUCCCAUGUCCAGAUUACUGUACUGUAGACUAAAAUAACCCAGUAUUUACACGUUAUCAUCUUAUUUUAGGUUUCUGUAAUAACCUUGUUGUUAUAGUUGCAGCUGGUAUUAUGCAGGAGACUGGUGCAUACUUCACCCCUCCCCCAGGUGUUCGUGGGUGAUCAUUUUUGUCAAGAGCUACGGAACAGGCAGGAUCUUCUUCAUCCUCCCCUUUGUGGAAGCAAAUGUUUGUUGUCAUGGCUCCUGCUUCCUGACACUGCAAGCAGAGUGAGCCUUGAUUGUCUCUCUGGCAAGGAAAUGGGAAAGGAACUGUAGCCGAGUCUGACACUAUCAUUUGGUUUGGUGAAAGGGCAGGGCUGGAAGAUCCACAACCAGUCUAGUUUGGUGGUUCUCUCAACAAGGGAGUGUUGGGAGUCCAGUCCAGAGACAGCAAGAUAGGACAGAGCAGUCUCUGAGACUUUGCACAAUAAAAACCACCUGUCAUUUAAUAUUCCUAAGUUUGCCACAUGUUUUCCACUCCCCCUCCCAGCCCCGUCCUCUGUCCCACAAAGGGGAGGGGGAGGGUCUGACUGCACUAUUUUUGUAGUAGUAGUAGUAGUAGUAGUAGUAGUAGUAGAGACUGCCACAUAGAAAUUUAUUUCCACUUGCUAGUACAGUUACGUAGCAAGGGUGUAGCAACUGUUUCUUGCUUUGCUAAGACUGGGAAUUUUCUUUAAAGUAGGACAUUGUAGCUAUAGGCCCAGUAGGUUUCGAAUUGUUGGGACCUCUACUUAGGUCUGUUCAAUACUUCUGUACAGGGUUAAAGAGAGAUUGACUGAAUGCUGCCGGUGACAUUUGCUUCCACAGGGUAAAUAUGCACUGCCCCUUUGGGAGAGUGAGAAGGAACGUUUUUUGCAUUUAGGUUGCAAAUCUUUGUCUUUAACUCUAGUACUUACUUCUGUUUUGUUUUUAGUUUCAUCCUGACUAUGGACAACUAGUGCCACUUCCCCCCCCUCCCCAAUUUCAGUGUGACACAAGGAAAGUGGAUGUCGGAAGAGGAACAUAGAAUGUCUUUGAGCACUUAAAAAUGCUGUUCACACUUUGGUUGCUGGGCAUCCAGGUUUAACACUCAGCAAGUACUGUAUCUCACUUUAAUCUCUUUGAUAUGAGAGAGAAAAAGAAAAGAAAACUGAUCUCUUCAACUCUGUUAACUACAUGCAGAUGUGUGCAGAGGUUUUUCACAAGCAGGAUGUUGAAAGUUUUUCACAUGGUUUCAAAGGGAUGAAUGUGAAUUCUGAACUGGUAUGUGACCGUCAUUGUCCACAAGGACUACUUAAUAGGAGGCACUUUUAAAACUUUAAUGCUUGUGAAAGAGUUAAAGGCAUAUGUGAGCUGACAGAUAAUAAAAGAAUAAGAGAGAGUAUAAAAGAAAGAAGAAGAAAAAUCAUUAUUGUCCAGUGUUUUGAGAAAAAAAAAGAUGGACUUUAAAGAAUCUUGCAAUUUGCACAUCUUGAGUUUAUCAUUUGUGUGGUAUUCCUGCAGUUUUUACCUGACAAUUUUGGGGAAAGGGAGAGGGACUGAGAAAGCUUAAAAAAUGUAGCAAUUACUUACUAACCUGCCUAAUGUCUAGGCCAUUUUUAUAGGGAUUCCAUUUAUAGAAUUCCUUUCAACCUCUUUAUUUUCUUUCUAUUACAUCUGUCACCUUGAACCAGGACAAACUCUGAGAAUUUUACUUCAGAUUCAGUGAGUUUUCCACAGGAGUCAUUUUGAUGCAGAAGCAGGUUUUGGUUUCUUGUUUUAAUUCUAAUCCAUUGUUAUUUUGUUAUUGUGAACAUUACUCUUUGUUACUUUGAAUAAUUUCUUUUUCCAUUACUAGUACAAUGUAGAUGUCAACAUUUGGUACAAAACAGGACAAUGGGUAGAAAGUUUACCCAGUUAAGUUCUUUUAUUGUUGGUGUUCUUAAUGUUCCCAGAAAUCUGAAACAAAUUUAAGAUUGGAUUCAGAAAUCCUAGCUCCUGCUGAUUCUGUGGCUUCCAUCUUGAAACUGAUUCCCGAUGAACAGCCACGUUGAAGCCCUGGUGACUACUCACAGAUGAGUAGUUUAAUGAUGUCAGCUUGUGAACAAUUCAUAUUAAUG
Messenger RNA from Pogona vitticeps (central bearded dragon), 5267 nucleotides. NCBI's taxonomy places the organism in Eukaryota, Metazoa, Chordata, Lepidosauria, Squamata, Agamidae. The record is from RefSeq and is a predicted model, not a curated record.